Lasiosphaeria miniovina is the source of this 1797-nucleotide messenger RNA. RefSeq names its product Alpha/Beta hydrolase protein. The record is from RefSeq and is a predicted model, not a curated record. NCBI's taxonomy places the organism in Eukaryota, Fungi, Ascomycota, Sordariomycetes, Sordariales, Lasiosphaeriaceae. The transcript has 3 exons. Gene Ontology annotation, molecular function: carboxylic ester hydrolase activity; palmitoyl-(protein) hydrolase activity. Bases 1 to 1797 code for a protein of 598 amino acids. Gene Ontology annotation, cellular component: cytoplasm. Gene Ontology annotation, biological process: protein depalmitoylation.
AUGGACAAGAAGGAUGCUUUAGCGCCUUCCCCGGGCGACGCCUUUGGCUCAGUCUACGUCCACAAGCCCACGGCCCGGCACACGCAUACUUCUGUUGUCCUGCAUGGACGAGGAAGCACUGGCGAAGAGUUCGCCGAGGAGUUCCUUGAGGCAGCCACAACCGGCAACAUGACACUACCGCUGAUGUUUCCAGGUUGGUGGGUGUUUCCGUCCUCGAAAACUAGCUGGAGCGACCUCUUCAAAGAACAAAUGCCUUCCUGGCUCGAGGCGUACUCUUUGGCACAUUCAAAUGCAAGGCAGGAUCUGCAGAUGGAUGGGAUCAAGAAGUCGGUGGCCUAUAUAGGGACCAUCCUGGAGAGGGAGUCCGAAAUGCUCCACGGCAGAUCCGAAAACCUCGUGCUUGGAGGCAUCAGCCAGGGAGCUGCGAUCGGCAUGUGGACGUUGAUGUAUCGAGGUAACCCCAACAGGCAGCUUGGCGCAUUUGUAGGGGCCAGCAGCUGGCUCCCAUUUGCCUCGACUAUUGAGGAUUUCGUUGUUCGGGGCCAAACCCGAAAGCCUGGGUGGAAGGGAACAGAGUCGGACGUGUUUGUAGAGGGUAUGAUGGCCGCCUGGAAACUGCCCUUAGUUCCAUCGCUGCAGGGCUGCAGGCCCCUAUUAUCGACGCCAGUGUUCCUAGGCCACGGUACUGACGAUGCCUACGUCGACAUUGAACUUGGGCAGCAGGCCAAGCAAGUACUCGUCCAGGCUGGAUUCAAUCUUCUAGAGUCUGAAGCUUCGCAUAGCUACCCAUCCCUGUCGUCGCAGUCUUCGAUGGAAACUCGUCCAGCGUCAACAAACCCCGAGGGGUUAUAUCAUUCACUGAGCAACAGCUGGGCCAGCUAUCUGGUUGCCCAGCACAACAGCCGAGAAGUGACACUUCUGAAAGGGGCCGUUGAUGGACAUACCAAACAGGUCAACGCCUUGAUCAACUCAUUGCAAAACGACCUUGCACGCAACCAGCAACUUGUCACGGCCGCUUUCGAUGAGUCGAAGGCGAGGUCAGAGCAAAUUACCUUCGAGGUCAACGAGCUAAAGCCUCUUCGAUGCAGUCUUCCACUAUUAAAGCAGGAAGUUGACCAAGAUAAGGAGGAGGCGACUAAAACGUUUUCCGAACUUGCCAAAAAACUCACCGAUCUCCAGCAAGACCUCGUGAGGAUACAGGAGAGUACCCUGCAGAGCAUCGAAGCCAUUCGAGGGCAAAAUCGGUCCAUUAUCAGCAAUUUAAGCCUCGUGGAGGCUGAAAUGGUGCAACUGAGGGCAGAGAAGCUGCUGAUGGAGCAAAGGAUAUCCGUUUUGGACCGCAAAUUAGAUAGCAUGGAUGCGUCUCGCCAGGAGAUCCCGCCGGAGACCGUCAGCUUUAUCAACAAGAUAUUCCUUCGGAGCGAGAAACUGAUGAAAUUACUGGACUACCAUGAAGCCGAGGCAGCUGAGAUGUGUGCGACCCAACCUGAUCGCCCAAAACGGACCCUGCAUUCCUAUAGCAGCCGCGACUUCAGAAGACUCUACCGCUCUUUUAACCAAGAAUACAAGAACAGCAAGCCAAUUUCGGAGGUGGGUUUUAUCUGGAAAUUCAUUGAUAGCAUCGAUAACCCCGGUCUGUCAAGACAUAUUCAGGAGUCGCUGGCCGCUAGCCUCCCCGAGUAUAUAUACACGAGAAAGGAGACACGGAGGCCAAGUAACCAGCACCACAUCAACAUAUCUGCCAAACUCUCAUGGGAUGAAUUUAAAAAGGCUCUUGCCAAAACAGCAGCCAUGUGA